AUGGCCCCAACGACGUGUUUCAACUGUAAGGAGGCGCGCGCUGUUAUUAUCAGGCCCAAAAACAGACACAAGCUGUGCCGGGCCUGCUUCAUCGAAGUUUUCGAGACCGAGGUGCACGAAACGAUCACCGGCACAAACCUCUUCUUCCCCGGCGAACGAAUCGCGAUCGGAGCCAGCGGCGGAAAAGACAGCACAGUCCUGGCAGCAGUUUUGAAAACUCUGAACGAACGAUAUAACUACGGACUAGAUCUCUGCCUACUCUCCAUCGAUGAGGGCAUUCGCGGCUACCGCGAUGAUAGUCUGGAGACAGUCAAGCGCAAUGCUAAGCAGUACGACAUGCCGCUGACGAUCGUGGGAUAUGGCGAAUUAUACGGAUGGACUAUGGAUCAGGUUGUGGAGCAAAUUGGCAAAAAAGGGAAACUGCACAUACUGUGGCGUGCGCUUGAUCGGGGUGCGGCGCGUUUGGAUAUCCAACAUGUCGUCACGGGUCACAAUGCGGACGACGUUGCUGAAACCGUCAUGAUGAACUUGCUUCGCGGUGAUCUGCCUCGUCUUUCUCGCGGAACCAGUAUUGUGACUGCCUCCGGUGGCUCGGAUAUCAAGCGAAGCAAGCCGCUGAAGUACGCCUACGAGAAAGAGAUUGUUCUCUACGCCCACCACCGCCAACUCGAUUACUUCACAACCGAAUGCAUCUAUUCCCCGAGGCAUUCCGCGGCAGUGCCCAUCCGCCCCAGCUCCAUCUUGGACAUUGUCAAGAGCGGCGAGGAUAUGGCCGCUCUGGUCCCACGAGACACGAGCCAAGAUGGCAAAUCUUGCAAAACAACCGCAGCAGCAGAGGAAGAAAACACCGGCAGUUGCGGCAGCCAAAACGGACGGACGAGUGGUGGCGAGAUGGCAGCCAUGGAAAAGCAGUUGACUGAGAAUGAGACUGCCGAGGCACACGAGACGGAGAUCCAACUUCCUCGAAAAGGCGCAAAGAACACAAAGAACACUGUCAAAAGCUCCAAGGCUGUCAAAAGCCAGACUUUGGGUCACUGUGAGCGUUGCGGCUACAUCUCCAGUCAACGGGUGUGCAAGGCAUGCACUCUCCUGGAAGGUCUCAACCGCAACAGACCCAAGACUGCGAUUGAGGUUGGGAUGGAAGAUGAGGAAGGUAGCUCAACACUGAUGCGUCAGAUGGAGCGCACUCAGUUGACCAACAGCUGA
Penicillium cosmopolitanum is the source of this 1206-nucleotide messenger RNA. RefSeq names its product putative PP-loop ATPase superfamily protein. Bases 1 to 1206 code for a protein of 401 amino acids. Gene Ontology annotation, molecular function: tRNA binding. The record is from RefSeq and is a predicted model, not a curated record. Gene Ontology annotation, cellular component: cytosolic tRNA wobble base thiouridylase complex; mitochondrion. Lineage: Eukaryota; Fungi; Ascomycota; Eurotiomycetes; Eurotiales; Aspergillaceae. The transcript is spliced from 3 exons. Gene Ontology annotation, biological process: tRNA wobble position uridine thiolation.